Seriola dumerili (greater amberjack) is the source of this 2655-nucleotide messenger RNA. It is a transcript of the gene rhoub, whose product is annotated as rho-related GTP-binding protein RhoU-like. The record is from RefSeq and is a predicted model, not a curated record. Gene Ontology annotation, biological process: small GTPase-mediated signal transduction. The transcript has 3 exons. Bases 195 to 926 code for a protein of 243 amino acids. Gene Ontology annotation, molecular function: GTPase activity; GTP binding. Lineage: Eukaryota; Metazoa; Chordata; Actinopteri; Carangiformes; Carangidae.
GGCUGUGGACGGAAUGGUAAUUUGCCUCACUGGAUUUGACAGCGCGCAGGGCAAGAGGAGAGGCUUUACGCACGAGUCCCUCUCCAGAUCAUAAGCAUUUGACCAAACUUGCAGUACAGAAAGGAAACCUGUUCUCAUGGUGGGUGCUUCAUCUGCCCGUCGAAGGAGAGCGCGGUGAAGUGCUGGCCGAUUGAAUGUCACCUCCAUUCACCAUGGAUUACGGAAGGACCAUGGCCCCUCCGGUACCCCCGCAUAAACCCAAUCCCGCCCGGCCAGGACAGGCGCAGGAGCGGCUGCUGAAGUGCGUCCUGCUCGGCGACGGAGCGGUGGGCAAAACCAGUCUGGUGGUCAGCUACACAACGAACGGCUACCCAACCAAAUACGUCCCUACUGCAUUUGAUGACUUCUCGGCUGUGGUUCAGGUGGAUGGAAACCCGGUUAGACUACAGUUGUGUGACACUGCAGGACAGGAUGAGUUCGACAAACUCCGCCACUUCUGCUACAGUCGGACUGACGCCUUGCUGCUCUGCUUCAGCGUGGUCAGCCCCGCUUCCUUUCAAAACGUCUGGGAGAAGUGGGUGCCCGAGAUCCGUCGCCGCUGCCCUCUCACGCCCGUCCUCCUCGUAGGCACACAGUGCGACCUGCGGCAGGACGUCAAGGUGCUGAUCGAGCUGGCGAGGCGGCGGGAGAGGCCGGUGGCGGAGGAAGACGCCAGAGCGCUGUCGGAAAAAAUUGGGGCAGUGACAUACGUUGAGUGCUCGGCGCUGACACAAAAGAAUCUGAAGGAGGUGUUUGACGCAGCCAUCGCUGUGGGGCUGCGGCACUCUGACAGAAGAGCACGACGGGAGAGGAAGGUCCGCAGCACAGCUGAUAAGAUGAAGAUGCUCUCCAAGUCCUGGUGGAAGAAGUACGUGUGCGUCCAGUAGGGAGGGAGGGGAUGACUUUCCAAUGACUGAUAUAAAACUGGAACUGCUCACAUGUCUGCUGGGACUCACUUGGAUGUACGAACUUCUAUUUUCACGUUCACCUGGACGACCCCAGAUGUGCUGGCCAGAAUGACUUCAGUCCAGUGGAGCAACAGCUCAAUAGAGGCAGAGUGUGCCUGCCUGAGCUGUAGAGUGGUUGCGGGUUUGGCAUGGUUUCAUUUUGACCAUAAAAUAUCCGAUGUUGAUGCCUAAAAGACAGAGAGCAUAAGACUGUAACCACUGUCUGCUGCUCAGAGCCAGUCUGAACUGUUAAAUAUGACUGUGACCAGAAUUCAACCAAAAAUUAUGGAGCUAAUAAAAUUUUAUGGCACAUGGACUGCAUAUCAUACUGGACUUGUCCAAAGGAAAUGUGAGCUGACUUGGAGGGGAGGUGUGCAGGCGGUGAUGUUAUGUACUAAAAGUAUACUCCUCCUUUUUGUCUGAUUUGAUACCCUUCUUUAACAAAGUAUAUUAUUCUAUGUGUUCUACACUGUAAUUCAGCCCCCAACACUUCUGAUAGAUGCUCAGCUGAAACCCCCAAUCACAGACGCAAUAGUUCUGCUAUUGAAAAUCAAAGCCAAUCCUGCACCUUUGUUUCCAAAAUCAGAAGCGUCUAUAACUUCAAUGACAACUUGUUAAGAGUCGGAUCAGAUCAAAUCUAUUUUAACUCGUUCCCUUCUAGAUUACAAUCAAAUGUACAUGAGUAUAAAUUUAUGUGAAAUCAAUGAGUUCUGGUUUGAAUGGUGUAUGUUGUUCUAUGAACUGUCACAUUAGUCUGGCCAUUCACUUCUGUUUAACUGUGAGCUAGUGUAGGGUGUAUGUCUCUACACCAGCUUGUGUCUGUGCCACAUUUCAUAGUGUUGCUACAGCUGUCUCACUGUUAGUCAACCACACAUGUAGAGGUCUGUAAGCUCCUCACUGACCCGCACCAACCAUCCUAUACUGGAGAACACACACGUAUGCUUCAGCUUCUGGAAGCUUUAGAAGUUUCAGUUCUUCACUUUGACUGAAAAGCUUCAUCUGAAAUGUUUCAAGACUUUUCAAGUUUUUUUUUUUUUUUUUGUGACUGUUACAAGGUUGCAGCAAUACGUUGGGCAGUGCCACUGUACAUUGCACUUAUCACACAGAGUCCAAACAUAUCACCGAAGUCUUGCCAUGCAAUGGCCUUUGGACCAGUGGUGUGGAAACUUAAGAAUCAGACACAGAGCAGGGGAAUGCAUCCGUGGCGCUUGAGCCAUACGUUUACUCAGUGUCAAUGAAACAAAAAUGGCUGAUCUGCAUGUUCCCUGCACUACACCACUGGUCUGGAUGAUCACAGGGUCUUUCAUUGACAUUGUAGUCAGGGCCUUAUAAGGAUAAUUACCCAUCUUUGUCGGUCAGUGUACUGGAGCUUUCUCCUCUUUUGAAAUUACACAGUAAAUGAGGUGAAAUCACCAAAGAGACUGAUUCUAUGUUUGCUUCUUAUUUUUCAGAAGCCUGUCAUUCAGCUCUGUCUAUUUAUCUGUUCCUUCUGGGCCAAUAACUGAUCAACAGCAAUACAGAGCAGUUGUAUGAACCAUGAUAUGUCAUUAUGUAUGUUACAUAGUAAUCACUUAUGAUGUUUGUAAUGUCAUCAGGAUAAAUGUGUGUGUACAUAUAGAAGUGACUCAGUCAUUGGCUGUGCUGUCCAACUAUAAAUGGUACUUAACAA